AUGUCUCUCAUUUUUUCCCUGGAUAUUUAUUCUUUUUCUUUCUUUUCUGCUUGUUAUCCUUACAUCUAUUUUCUUUUCUUUCUUUUUUUGCUUGGGAUAAGUACAUUCUGUUCUUUUCUUUUUUAUUUCCUCGCAAUCUAUACAUCCCUUUUUUUUCCUUUCUUUUUUGCUUGCAUACUUUUCUUUCAUCUUUGCUUGCACUUUUCUUUGAUUUUUACUUGUGAACCUACAUCCUUUUUCUUUACUUUCAUCUUUGCUUGUGAUCCUUACAUACUUUUUGCAUUCUUUUUUAUUUACUUGCCAUCCCUACAUUCUUUUUCUUUCCUUUUGUAUUUACUUGUGAUCCUUACAUCCUUUUUCUUUUUUUUCUUUCUUGCUUAUGAUCCCUACAUCCUUUUUCUUUUCUUUCAUCUUUUCUUGAGAUCCCUACAUACUUUUUCAUUUCUUUCAUCUUUUCUUAUCCCUACAUACUUUUUCAUUUCUUUCAUCUUUUCUUCCCUACAUCCUUUUUCAUUUCUUUCAUCUUUUCUCAUGAACCCUAUAUACCUUUUCUUUUCUUUCUUACUUGCAAACCCCUGGAUUCUUUUUUUCAUCUUUGUUUAUAACACCUACAUCUUUUUUCUUUUCUUUCUUAUUUACUUUUUAUGUGUACAUACUUUUUCCUUUCUUUCAUCUUUUCUUGUGAUCCCUACAUACUUUUUCUUUUCUUUCAUCUUUUCUUGUAAACCCUACAUCAUUUUUCAUUUCUUUUAUCUUUUCUUAUCCCUACAUCCUUUUUCUUUUCUUUCAUCUUUUCUUAUGAUCCAUACAUUCUUUUUUCUUUCUUAUUUACUUGCAAUCCCUACAUAUGUUUUCUUUUCAAUCUUAUUUACUCCCAUCCCUUCAUCUUUUUUCUUUAUUUCUUUUUUGCUUAUCUGUUCUGUUUUCUUUUUUUUAGCUUGGGAUUCAUUUCUUCAUUUUCAUUUUCUUUAUUUUUUGCUGGCAAUUCCUAUAUCGUUUUUAUUUUUUUUUUUACUUUAUUUACUUUUUGCUUUUGAUACCUUUACUUUUCUUUCUUAUUUACUUGUGAUGAUUACAUCCUUUUCUUUUCAUUCGUAUUUACUUGCAACCCCUGCAUACUUUUUCUUUCCUUCCAUCUCUGCUUGCAAUCCAUUCAUCCAUUUUCUUUCCUUCCAUCUGUGCUUGCAAUCCAUUCAUCCAUUUUCUUUCCUUCCAUCUCUGCUUGCAAUCCAUUCAUCCAUUUUCUUUCCUUCCAUCUGUGCUUGCAAUCCAUUCAUCCAUUUUCUUUCCUUCCAUCUCUGCUUGCAAUCCAUUCAUCCAUUUUCUUUCCUUUAA
This is a messenger RNA of Acanthosepion pharaonis, 1335 nucleotides long. Lineage: Eukaryota; Metazoa; Mollusca; Cephalopoda; Sepiida; Sepiidae. The record is from the annotation of a GenBank genome assembly.